AUGCGUCUACUCCCUGAGCCAGCGGUCGCCCAGAUCCUGCGACAGUUGACCCCUACACAAUGCCAUGACCUUCUUGACGCCCUCUGCGAGGGUCUUACGACUGUAUCUUCAGAGUCCUCCACACCCAGCCAUGAGCGACUCAUCCACCAACCGCUCCGCAGCACCAUCGUCACCAAAGACCACAAUCUUUCUCUCUUCAUGCCUGUGUCCAACACGGUGCACACCGGCUUCAAGGUUGUAACCGCCUCCCAGGCCAACGGCAUCAUCGGCGUCAUCAACAUCUUCUCCCCAGAAGGUAAACUGCAAGGUCUCCUCAGUGCUGCGGAGAUCACAGCCUUCCGCACCGCCUUGGCGGUGAUGUCGCUGUUCAUUCGCUGCACAACCAUCAAGAAAGAGCACAUCUUGAUCUUUGGCUCUGGACGCCAAGCGGAGUGGCAUGCUCGACUAGCCCUGCUGCUCGUUCCGGACCAGACUAAGAGAAUUACAUUCAUUAACCGCGGUCGCCGGCGACUGGAGGAGCUGGAGCGAGAUGCGAUCGCUGAUCUACGGGCUGCUCAUCCCGACAAGACCUUUGCUACGCUGGUCAAAGAAGAUACUCCAGAUUACGAGGAACAGCUACGGAAUGAAUUGGGUGCUUGCGAUGUGAUCUUCAGUUGUACGCCGGCGACCGAGCCAAACUUCCCGUACACCUAUCUCCAGCCGUCCAAGCAGCGGUUCAUCUCCCUUAUCGGCUCGUACAAGCCGCAUAUGCGAGAGAUUGACACUGAGACACUGCUGUCGGGCGGAGGGAAGGUCUACGUGGACUCGAAGGAGGCGUGUCUGGAAGAGUCGGGCGAGUUGAUUCUGGCGGAGGCGAAAGAGGAUCAAUUGGUUGAGAUUGGAGAGCUGUAUGGUCAGAUUGAUAAGGGUGAGACUGUUAAUGUGCCGGAGGGAUGUAAUGUGGUGUUCAAGUGCGUGGGGAUGGGAAUUAUGGAUUUGGUGGUCGGGAAUAAGCUGUUGGAAGUUGGACGGGCCAGAAACAUUGGUAUGGAAGUGGAUGGGUUUUAA
This is a messenger RNA of Aspergillus luchuensis, 1047 nucleotides long. Its product is annotated as putative proline utilization protein PrnX. The transcript has a single exon. The record is from RefSeq and is a predicted model, not a curated record. Bases 1 to 1047 code for a protein of 348 amino acids. Gene Ontology annotation, cellular component: cytoplasm. Lineage: Eukaryota; Fungi; Ascomycota; Eurotiomycetes; Eurotiales; Aspergillaceae.